GAGAGGCGGCAGUGCCCUGGCAGUGCCCUGGCAGUGUCGUCGCGGCGCCGACACGUGGACACCAUGGUGGGCGUCGAGCCAUUGAAGCUAGUUGAGAAUGGGGAGCAGGCGCAGCGGCUGCUGCAGGCCCUGGCCAGGGACCUGCCUUACUCCAUCCACGUGACGAACAUCGUCGAGAACCUGCUGGAGUACAAUGCGGCGGGGCACCUGGACGGGGCCCCUGAGCUGCGCCGUGCUGCAGUGUACCGGUACGCGGAGGACGGCGACGCCAGCGACGGCGACGCGACAGUGGUCACCGUCUGCAAAGUCGGGCCGCAGUACGUGACGGUGUGCUUGCACUCGACGGACACGACCAACGCGGCGCUGCGGCGCGUGCUGGCGGACUCGGCGGUGCUGCCCUGGGGCGAGGACAUCCACUUCGACAGCGUGCACGAGCGCUGCGUCCCCGUGCUGCUGGAGGAGGUCCGGGCGCGCGCCGAUCCCGCUUCCCCGCCCAGACUCUUCCUCACGGACAAGAUGUACCUGCCCAAGGAGGAGGCCGUCAACAUGGACGUCAGCUGCCCGCCCGGAUACGCGCUGCUCCCACUGGAGGUGAAGCACGCCGUCGCCGUGGCGUCGGCCUGGGGCAGCAACAUUUGGCCAGGCGCCCUUGACAUGGUCAAGAGCAUCCUGAUGAGGCACCCGGGAACGGUUUGGGGUGUGUUCCCCGCGGACCAGACAGGAGGACAGCCCGCGGCUCGGCCCGCGGCGCAGGUGGCGGGGGAAGGGGGCUUCCUGCGGAUGCUGUUCACGGCCGAGGAGCACCGCCGCAAGGGCCUCGGCGGGCUGGUGACGCGCGCGGCCUGCAAGGUGCUGGCGGCGCGCGGCAAGGACCUCCACUGCAACAUCGACCGGCCCAACCCCGCCUCCAUGGCCACCUUCACCAAGCUCGGCUUCAGGAGGCUCUGCGAGUACACCUACGUCGUGUACUUCGCGCCGCGGCAGCCGCGGGCCACUCCUUGACGGGCACUACCAAGCUGGCUGCCAACAAAAAGAAAUUAAAUUACUGUUUUUUUUUA
Messenger RNA from Thrips palmi, 1058 nucleotides. RefSeq lists its product as uncharacterized. The transcript is spliced from 6 exons. Gene Ontology annotation, molecular function: acyltransferase activity, transferring groups other than amino-acyl groups. Bases 64 to 1002 code for a protein of 312 amino acids. Lineage: Eukaryota; Metazoa; Arthropoda; Insecta; Thysanoptera; Thripidae. The record is from RefSeq and is a predicted model, not a curated record.